AUGUCCGCACCGAUGUCUACGUCAACGUUUGGGACAAUACCUCCACCAAUACUCUUGACGCCCUCUCCGCCAAGAGACCAUCUUUCUGGCUUGCCAAGCGAGCUGCAUGAUCUAAUCUUUCGCUACCUCGACCUUUGCGACAUUGCACACCUUCACCAGGCGUCUCGCACUUUCCCCAUCGACUGGAUCAACGUCACUAGGGACCAACAAGACAACAUCAUCAACAACACCAAAUUUUGCGACAAACUGCGUUCAGAUGUGCGCAACUCUCGUAACCCACGCAAGCUCAAGCCUCUCCCUACUUCGAGUCUACCUCAAGACAGGACCUACGCGGAACUCUUGAAGGAUCCCACACAGCCUCGCGACUUGGUCCGCAUCGAGAAGCAAGAGCAUCUGGCUGCACUUCGGGAUGGUUUGCUGUUCAAAUCUAAUGCUUUCCGGAAUGAUCGAGAUGCACCGUUGAGCGAAUCGAAGGAGAGGCUGGGCUUGAGGGAAGACAACUCUGAUACAUACGUGCAACUGAUCAACCAGGCAACAAGCGAACGCGAGCGAGUGGGAUUUGAGAGCCAGCGCAUUCGUGAUGAGAGAACAAGGAUGAAAGCUCAAGCAGACCGACUCGGGGAAGUUAUCUACAAACUGUUCAAGGAUCCCCUCUUCUUGCCACGUACCUGCCGGAAUUGCCUCGUGCAUACUGUAAAAACGGGGCCCGGAGUUGCAUACGAUAAAGUAUUCGGCGUUGUACACUGUGGCCCGUGUGGCGAUAAGCGCCUCUCGAUCAAUCACAUCCUUACGGGUCACCUCUAUGGCGACCUAAUAUCAUUGGUGGUCAUCUCGGGAGUGUUGGGGGAAGUUCAACGAAUCAACCGCAGAGUUCACCUUGACACUGCCUGGGUCAAGCAGUUCACGACUCAAGAUUGGGUGGGCUUUCAAUGGAUUAGCAAAGACUUCACCGAAAUCUUUGCUCAGUGCUUCGCGGGAGUCACUUUCGCCGUGCUUCGCGAUCGACCGAUGCCCUUGCCACUUGACGGUGUAGGCUAUGGAGGACAAGAGGCGGCUGAUAAGUUCAACAUUUGCAGUACCGCUGCAACUCUCGCGACUCAAUGGUACACCCAAGGAGCCCAGCAGAGCUCUCCACAAGGGCAGUUUUAUCACAACAUCCAACCUGACUUGAGUUUGCGAUGUAUCUUCUGGCUCCGAGUGGACCUGUCUGGAGCUGAGCGUGUGAUCGAGAUCUACAAGUGCAUGGCUUCUUACUACGAGAAGUUGCCCGGGCAGUAUCCGAACAAGAUCUUGCUGGGAGAGGAUGUAUACAUCCGCAAGUUUGCUACCCACUUCUGGCAUGAGCAGCUGUUCAAGGAGACCGAAAAAAUGCUCGUCGACGUCCUGAUUGUACAUCUCAAGCUGCCAGCGGACCUUUUCGAUCCAACGAUGCCCAUCAUCUCCUUACCGGACGCCAACCGGGUGGUUUACGACUACUUCGGCUGCACCUUGUCUCAGAUGGCGUGUGCGAUGCUAUCUUUGCAGAACACUUCCGUCGACAUUCCGUUCGUGGCUGUGGUGAGAAGAGCGGUCAAAAUCAUUAUCGACCAAAUCGAUGACAAUGAUAUGGUAUUUUUGAUCGCCAGCCUUGCUGUCCUCGGGGACGAGCUUCCAUCAAGAAUCUUCGGGCCGCCACCCACACACGUGCCAUUGAGGUAUUGGAUGUUUCGACAGAACAUUCCCAGGGACGAGCCAUAUGCUUGGACACCCAGCAUGGCAGCCAUCGCGGCUGGCUUCAAUCAUGAGGCAUACCCUUCUGCGAUUUGGUAUGAGGUUGCGGCUCGGACGGCCCCAAUGCCUAUUCUUCUGGCGAGCUACCCUGAAUGUCCCGCGACUGAGUCCUCUCAACUGGAGCCACUUGUUUUGGACUUUACUCCCUCUACGAGUCAGGGCUCCUUUUUCACAUCCACUCAAUUUCCUCUGCCGCAAGACGCCACGACGACCAUUGGAGCGAACUUGUCGACGGCCGUCUUCGGAAACAGCACUAUUCUGUCUUCCGCCAUCAACACCAAUGGCCUCAACGCUUCUGGAGCGAAUCUUGGAGCCGAUGGCUAUCAGGUGGCGUUUGACGACCCGAUGGAUCUUGACGAGUAUGAUGAUAUGGCGCAGCAUCUCAACGGAGUGUGA
Messenger RNA from Ramularia collo-cygni, 2166 nucleotides. RefSeq lists its product as uncharacterized. The record is from RefSeq and is a predicted model, not a curated record. Bases 1 to 2166 code for a protein of 721 amino acids. Lineage: Eukaryota; Fungi; Ascomycota; Dothideomycetes; Mycosphaerellales; Mycosphaerellaceae. The transcript is spliced from 2 exons. Gene Ontology annotation, molecular function: protein binding.